Molecule: messenger RNA, 2656 nt
Organism: Cyprinus carpio (common carp)
Lineage: Eukaryota; Metazoa; Chordata; Actinopteri; Cypriniformes; Cyprinidae
Product: deleted in malignant brain tumors 1 protein-like
Exons: 7
Coding region: 520-1740 (406 amino acids)
Cellular component (GO): membrane
Source: RefSeq, a predicted model, not a curated record
AGAUCCGAUUCCAUAGAACGAGUCGUUUACGAAUCGGACGUCGCUAGUCUGCAUUAUCACGUUGUUUGUGUGUGGGAAUACCGUACGCGCGAUAAAACACCAACUCACAAAGCAUUACUGACUACAGAUUUACUCGAUUAUGCUUUGCAAAUACAUCGGUAUUUCGUUUUGCGAAUAAUAACUCUCUUUACUUUACGGCAACGUUAGCAUAUUAUUAGCCGUCCGGUUCUACAGCUUUUGUGUCUAAAUAAUGUGCUAUUUGCUGCUAUCGACUAUGAGCCUAUGCUUUGAAGCAUGAGUUAUGAUAGGUAAUGUAUUUGUAUCAAUCACAUGGAGGUGAACAGGAACAACUUAUGCAUAGAGAAGUGCUAGUUAGCCAGCUAGCUGAGUAGACUGAAGUGCUAUGCAUCAGCUUGCUCCUGGUCCUCCUCUCAGCUUUUGGAUUGCUGACAUUGACAGAGACAUUUAGAUAUUAAAUGAGCCUAAAGCCCUGGCACUUGCGUUACAUGGGAAAUCACAAUGUCGAGGAUUCUUCUGGGCCUGGUAAUGCUUGGAUGCACUGUUGCUGUUGAAGAUGUUCAAGCCUUUGACGACCCGAUCACCAGGCUUGUGAAUGAAAAAGCAGGUGAGCGGUGCUCGGGUAGAGUGGAGGUGCGUCAUGGGCAUCAGUGGGGCACCGUGUGCCAGCGUGGUUGGGAUCUGGAGGAUGCCGCAGUGGUUUGUAGAGAGCUGGACUGCGGCGUCGUGUUGGACAUUCCAGGCGGCGCUCGUUUCGGACGGGCCGGUGGAGAAGUGCUGUGGAGGAAUGUGAAAUGCUCGGGUGACGAGUUUGCCCUGGAUCUGUGUGAACGCACCCUCAAUGAUGAUGUGUGUACACACAGUGAGGAUGCUGGAGUGGAGUGCACAGGAAAACUUCUAGCACCCACCUUGUCAAUUCAGUCUCGCUUCUACACCUAUUCGGCAGCAGAGGCUGUUCACUUUAAAUGCACUGCCCCAUACUGGCAGUCUGUCAUUGACUUCCAUCUGUACAAAAGAGGUGUGGACACACCGCUAGUGACCCAGAGAGCCGAUCCCAGACAAAUGACGGUGGAUCUGACUCUGUCAGACUUAGAAAUCUCCCAUCAGGGCAGCUACAGCUGUCUCUACAGGAUACACACCAAACUAGGAAACUCUCCCUCAGGGUUUUCUCCACACAGCAACUUCAUUAACAUCACAGUCUUGGAGAUUCACACUCCCCAAAUCUGGUACAACACUUCUCCUGAGGCCCGGCCGGGUUGGGUCAUCCGGGGCCACAGUUUUAAUGUCACCUGCUCCACGCAGCCUCAGUAUCCAGGAGGAUCCUUUCAGCUGCGGCUCAUCAGGCCCAACGGGACCGUCCGGCACUCUCUGCCGGCCCUCGCUCCCUCCGUCACCUUUACCUUUUCCAAUGCCCAGUCCAAUAAUGAGGGCUACUACUGCUGUCUCUACAAGGUCCAGACUGGAGAGCGCACAUUUAUAUCGAGGGAGAGUCAGCCUUUACCUAUUUCUAUUCGAGAAGUAGAUCCGGUGAUGAGCCCGGUGUUCAUCAGUUUACUGGUGUCCAGUUUGACAUUUGUGGUGGCCACAUGUGCCAUUCUGAUUGUUGCCAAAGUGUACUGCAAGAGAGUGAGCAAACCCACUGAACUGGAGCGAGGGAGAGCGCAGACACCUGUGAGUAACUGUAAACUCAAAAUAUUUAAUCAUUUGUGUUUCUUUUACUGACAGGUUAUAUUUCAAUUACAGGUGUUGACAACACAUACAUUGCCUUGACAAUCAAGUAAUGGAAGUUCUAAAAGAAGGUGGCAGUCCUGGUCUGGGCUAUUGUUUCACAGUUGGAAAGGAAACGGUAGACACCCAUGUUGAUGAGUACUUGUGUGAAGGCAUUAAAACUCUAGUUUAAACAAGUACAAUUACUUUUUUAUUGCUCAGUAUUACUUGAGGAGAGAAAAGGCAAAGGCACUGGACAAUGAAUCAGAAAUUAAUAAAGGCAUAAUGUAAGAAAGUAAUGUUUUUUGUAUACGUUUUUUUGUUUCAGUAACUAGAAACUGGUCACUUGUUGGUGUUUCAGAGGACUGGCCAAACCAAAGGGAAGAUCUAAGUUUGAAGAACCACAGAAACCACCAUUUCUUACAAUCUGCCAUUCUUUGUCAGGUAAGAGAGAAACAUUUCGAUUGUCAUUGGUUGGAGGUUUUUCUUUCAGUGUUACUGGAGAUGGGAGAUUUUUUUUCUUUGAAAGUAAAUGCUGACAUCACUAGACUUGAAGAGGGGUGGACAUUACAACACAAGCUCUUGCACUAACAAGGUUAAAAGGGCUUUUUAGUUUUCGGAGGGUACCAUGUCUCUCCCAUCCUGAGGGCUUCCCAUUAUUGUUGCAGGUAAAGACUGUAAAACUGUGAAAUGUUUUUGUUUGUUUUUUUUAGGGGGGGGGGGGGGGGGUUCUUGUGUUUCUUUGUAUUUUUCAAGGGCCUUUAUAAUUUAAAAUGAUAUAUUUAUUGUUUUCUCUACUACAGUUCUUAUGUUUGGUUAAUCACAGGUGGGACAGACAGCCUAAGAACAAGCUCUAUCGCAUUAGGUCACUACAGGGAUAUAAAAAAGUAUUAUUAAUUGUGUUUUUACCUGGAUUGUUCAUUUGUUCUUU